This is a messenger RNA of Pelobates fuscus (common spadefoot toad), 2430 nucleotides long. Its product is annotated as extracellular calcium-sensing receptor-like. Gene Ontology annotation, biological process: G protein-coupled receptor signaling pathway. Gene Ontology annotation, cellular component: plasma membrane. Gene Ontology annotation, molecular function: G protein-coupled receptor activity. The coding region runs from base 31 to 2430 and encodes 799 amino acids. The transcript is spliced from 6 exons. The record is from RefSeq and is a predicted model, not a curated record. NCBI's taxonomy places the organism in Eukaryota, Metazoa, Chordata, Amphibia, Anura, Pelobatidae.
GGAGAGGUGGACAUUGGGGGAAUCUUUUCAAUGCAUUAUGCAGAAUCACAGCCUGAAGUUUCGUUUAGAGAAGAACCAAACAGAUUAAUAUGCAGUGGUUUUAGUCAAAGUGACUUCCAGGCGGCACAAACAAUGAUGUUUGCCAUUGAAGAAAUAAACAGAAAUGAUGCAUUGCUUCCUAAUGUGACGUUGGGAUACAGAAUCUAUGAUGUUUGUCACACCUACUUCCAGGCAACGAGAACAGCUCUAUCCAUGACAACUGGGAUCGGUAUUACUGCAAAUAGAUGUUCACCAUUUCCUUUGGUGGCUGCGAUCAUUGGAGGAAUGUGGUCUACUCAAUCUAUUGCUGUGGCAAGGUUGGUGGGAGUUUUCAACAUGCCAGUGAUCAGUUACUUUUCCUCAUGUGCUUGCUUAAGCGACAAACACAAUUAUCCGACUUUUCUUCGUACUAUCCCAAGUGAUUUGUUUCAGUCCCAAGCGCUAGUACAGCUGGUUAAUUAUUUCAAGUGGACAUGGAUUGGCAUAAUAAGUGAAAAUAAUGAUUAUGGACAGGAUGCUGUUGGCUUGUUUAAAAAUGAAGCAACUAAAUCUGGCAUCUGCGUGGCUUUUUCUGAAAUUAUCCCGACAGUUUCCACUCAAGGAAAGGUCUACCAGAUUGUAAAAAAAAUCUCGAUCUACAAAGUCAAAGUUGUGUUAAUAAUUUCUACUGAAGUAUCUGUGGGAUUAAUCAUCAGAGAGGUAUACCAACAAAAUAUAACUGGAAUUCAAUGGCUUGCCAGCGAAGCAUGGUCAACGUCAACACUUUUUUCUAAUGAACAAGCUUAUACGCACUUUGGUGGCACCAUUGGGUUUGCCCUUCGGAAAGCAAAAAUUACAGAAUUGACAAGUUUUCUUCUUAAUAUCCACCCAUACCAGCAAAAUACUAACCCCUUCAUUGUUGAACUUUGGGAAGACAUUUUUAACUGUUCAUAUCACAGUAAGAAUAACACUGCUAAGAAUGUAUGCACUGGUCUAGAAGAUUUAAAUGGAACUGACAAUGUAUAUCUGGAUGUUCAAAAUCUUCGUAUUUCAUACAAUGUUUAUAAAGCUGUGUAUGCUGUCGCACAUGCUUUGCAUAAUAUGUUUUCAGCACAUGAGGAAAUAAAUUUUUCUCUUAAAGACAUGUUCAGUCCUUGGAAGCUGGUGAGAUAUCUAAAACGUGUAAAUUUCACCACUGCUGCCGGGGACAAAGUAAGCUUUGACCAAAAUGGAGACCCUUACCCAUCAUAUGACCUGGUGAAUUGGCAAAAGGAGAGCAAAACCUAUGUUUUUGCCCAUGUGGGAGAGUUCAGUCAAGAUGAAAAUUUCAGGCUAGAUGAAAACAUUAUAGUUUGGCAAGGAUCACAGAAAGAGGUCCCCAUUUCAGUGUGUAGCACAAGUUGUCUUCCAGGCAGCAGACGCGCAGUCCAACCAGGCAGACAUUCUUGCUGUUUUGACUGCAUCUCAUGUGAGGAUGGCAAAAUCAGUAAUGAGUCCAAUUCCUUGGAAUGUAUGAAAUGUCCUCUAGAAUAUUGGUCAAACCCAUCAAAAGAUCGUUGUGUUCCGAAAAAUCUGGAGUACAUCUCCUUUAAAGAAACUUUGGGCUCUGUGCUACUUGGAGGAGCAUUGCUUGGAGUAAUUCUCACAAUCUGUGUUGUCAAUGUUUUUACAUAUUACAGAUAUAGCCCAAUUGUACGAGCAAAUAAUUUGGACCUUAGUUUUUGCAUUCUGUUCUCCAUUUUAUUAUGUUUCCUUUCCUCGAUUACCUACUUGGGAGAACCGUCUGCCCCUUUCUGUAUGCUGAGACACACAGGGUUUGGGAUUACCUUUGCACUUUGUAUGUCUUGUGUUUUGUGUAAAACAAUUGUAGUGAUUGCAGUAUUUAACGUGCAACAUCCUGAUAGCAAUUUGACUUCGCUUUUUAGUUCAACAAAGCAAAAGGUAUUCAUUUUCCUGUCCACCACAUUUCAGAUUGUUGUGUGCAUAGCCUGGAAUAUACUAUCUCCUCCUCACCCUGUAAAGAAAAUUACCCAAGACAGCUUUUCAAUUUCUUUAGAAUGUGACACUGGGUCAUUGGUUGCUUUCUCGCUUGUCCUUGGAUAUAUUGGUGUUCUAGUAUGUGUGUGUUUCACUCUUGCAUUCUGUGCACGGAACCUUCCAUACCACUACAACGAAGCUAAAUUCAUAACCUUCAGCAUGGUGAUAGUUUCUGCUGUGUGGAUAACUUUUAUUCCUGUCUAUUUAAGCUCCCCUGGAAAAUAUUUGGCGGCUGUUGAAAUGUUUGCAAUGUUAUUUUCCAGCUAUGGCUUGCUGAUAUGCAUCUUUGCCCCAAAAUGUUAUAUUAUUUUAUUUCAGCCAGACAAAAAUAACAAAAAGUAUAUGAGGAGCAGACCUGGCUUAAGGAGAGAUUGA